Messenger RNA from Phytophthora sojae, 282 nucleotides. RefSeq lists its product as hypothetical. Lineage: Eukaryota; Oomycota; Peronosporomycetes; Peronosporales; Peronosporaceae. The transcript has a single exon. The record is from RefSeq and is a predicted model, not a curated record. The annotation marks the transcript as partial.
AUGCAGCACCCCCCGCUGCCCCCCGCGCCGGCGCCCGCCGCCGACAAGCCGCGCGACGGCAUCCCGUACCUGGGCUCGCGCAUCUCGCUCGUGUCCAAGACGGACAUCCGCUACGAGGGCUUCCUCUUCAACAUCGACACGCGCCAGAGCACCGUGGCGCUGCAGAGCGUGCGCUCCUUCGGCACCGAGGGCCGCCGCCCCGAGCACGAGCACGUGCCGCCCUCGCCCCACGUGCUGCAGUACGCCACGUUCAAGGCGGCCGAGAUCAAGGACCUGCACGUG